AUGUUUUGUUCAUUUUGCAAAAACAUCGAUGGGAUCAAACAGUUUAAACGAAAAAUUUGCAACUUCGGUCAUAUUCUAUGUGAAAAAUGUGAUAAAAAUAUAGAAAACUGUCCGGCGUGUGAAACUAAAUUUUCAAAGAUUGCAAUGCUUAACAACACCCCGAGACUUUUCAUCGAUACUCUUACAAAUAGUGAAGAAACAUUUAAUGAUAGGAAAAGUGUAAUAUCGAAAUCGGAUAGUAUGGAAAAAAUGCUUAGAGAAAUUGAAAGUUGUGAAAAACGUAAAAAGGAAGAAAACGAUCUUAUCGAUCCUACAUAUUUUAAAUAUUUUGAAGUUGUUAGUAAGAAAGAUGAUCAAACAAGCUCAGAAAAUUCAGGUUCACUCAAUGAAGAAGAAGAAUUUGAAAUAAUGAAGUGUUAUGAAAAAGUUGAAAAGAAAAACAAUGAGAGAAAAACUUCAGAAUGCAAAGGAAAGUUUACGAUGUGCUCGUCACGAGACAAUCAAAAUUCUGUUUUGACUCAUCGUGAAGUUCAAACAUCUUUUGCUUACAAUGAAAAUACUUCAAGAUCUGCAAAUAAAAGCAAGACAAGUGAUAUGAAUCAAGAAGCUCAUUCCAUUGGUUGCUAUGAUUUUGGAGAUCAAUCAGCAAUUAGUUUACAAAGUUCUGUUUUUGAAAUUUAUAAGAACCCAAACUCAAUAGAUGAAUCAGACACUUUGCAUUUCACUUCAUUGGCAGUAUCAAGAACCAGCACACCUCCACCAGAUUCACCACCCAAAUCACUCUUUUCAUCAAUCGCUCAUCGUGUUAAAUUCUCUCAUUCUUUCAACUUCGAAUCUACUCGUGCAGAACCGAUUUUAGUUUCCCAUCAGGAAACUUUAGAUUCUUCAAAUGACCAACAACGAAAUCAAAGCAGAAAACUUUCAAGAUUUCCUGUGCCAUGUCCGAUAUCUCAUUGUGAAACAUGGAGCGUGCCAUCGGAUUUCUGCAAUCAUUUGACCAUCGAUCAUCCUUGCAUUGACGUGUUGAAAGUUGCUCCAGGAAAAAUCAUAAAUAUGAAAUUAAACUUUAGAGGAAAUCCAAAUAUUGUCAUGUGUCAAAGAAUGUUUCUAAUUAAAGAUAAAAUGACUGACAUCGGUUAUGGGACUUUCGAAAAUUGCCUUCCUGUCGUUCUUAUGACAUCAAAUAUGACUCUUCAAAAGAUUUUUGGUUUCCCAAUUAACGACGAUUCGUUGUACGUGUGGUUGGUUGGAGUUUACGAUUUCCAAUUAAGCUACACAAUCACUCUCUGGACCGUCGGUCGCGAUGAAACUGAGCCAACAUUCUUAAAAUCUAUGUCGAACUUUACUUAUCUUAUGAAGAAACCUCUAAAUCCGGCAGGAAUUAUUUCGAAUGCACUGUCGAUAGUUGACAUUAAAAAGCACAUAAGAGAUGGUCAAAAAUUCCUUUCGUGCCAAAUUACAUUUCAUUGA
Messenger RNA from Clunio marinus, 1470 nucleotides. The record is from the annotation of a GenBank genome assembly. NCBI's taxonomy places the organism in Eukaryota, Metazoa, Arthropoda, Insecta, Diptera, Chironomidae.